Molecule: messenger RNA, 501 nt
Organism: Daucus carota subsp. sativus
Lineage: Eukaryota; Viridiplantae; Streptophyta; Magnoliopsida; Apiales; Apiaceae
Exons: 1
Coding region: 1-501 (166 amino acids)
Source: RefSeq, a predicted model, not a curated record
AUGACGGGUGAUUUAUUUACUGCGAGAUUUGUAGACUGUCAUUUUGAUGAAAAUGUCUUUCCAAAAUUAGGGGGAGAGAAUAAAAUCUUCCCAAAAUCAGGGGGAGAAAAUAAACAGCUGGAAAGAGAAAUUUCAUGGAAUACAUCUUCAUUGAAUACAUUUGAUCCUCGUACAAGUCAAUGUGACUUAGAAAUUCAGAAAAUAAUUCAUUUACAAGGCAUAGCAAAUCAGUUGCCUGAUGAAUUCACCGAUAUAAAUAGAGUAACUAAAUCACAUAUUCCAGCUAUGAAUGCUCCUGCAAAAAUACAAGUCCCAGAAGGAGAAAUUAUCAAAGCAAACGAGUCAAAACCUCGCUUAAAGCGUGGUAGACCAAUCGGUUCUAAAGAUAAAAAUCCUCGAAAGAGAAAAGGAGCAAACACCCAAAUAGAAGAAGUAAAGUCUCCAACAGAGACUCCAGAAGAGACCCGUGACAUGAUAUAUGAAACCCUAGAAGAGGAAUAG